CUCGCGACCCUGGGGCGGGCUGCUUGGUUCCUUAAUGAGUUCGAGAAAGCCGCGGCGCGGCCCACCAGGUUCCAAAACAAGGAAAUGAAGGGAGGAGGCGGGACUGUGGGUGCCUGCGGGAGCCGCCGCCGCCGCCGCGGAGGAGGAGGAGGCGGAGGAGGUGGCUGCCGCGGCCGCCGAGGAGUCCCUUGCUGAAGGCGGACCGCGGAGCGACGGGCGGCGCGCGCGCGCCCGAGCGACGGCUGUUGGAGAAGUGGAGCGGCGGCGGCGGAGGAGGGACUGAGUGGCGGCGGCCCCCGCGUCCCGGUUUCUCUAUGGGGGAAGCAGACAAUGGAUUAUGAUUUCAAGGCGAAGCUGGCGGCGGAGCGGGAGCGGGUGGAGGAUCUGUUUGAAUACGAAGGGUGCAAAGUGGGACGCGGCACCUACGGGCACGUCUACAAGGCGAGGCGGAAAGAUGGAAAAGAUGAAAAGGAAUAUGCACUUAAGCAAAUUGAAGGCACAGGAAUAUCUAUGUCGGCUUGUAGAGAGAUUGCACUUUUGAGAGAACUGAAACACCCUAAUGUGAUCGCAUUGCAGAAGGUGUUCCUUUCUCACAGCGACAGGAAGGUGUGGCUGCUGUUUGACUAUGCAGAGCAUGACCUUUGGCAUAUUAUUAAGUUUCACCGUGCAUCAAAAGCAAAUAAAAAGCCCAUGCAGUUACCAAGAUCCAUGGUUAAAUCGCUACUGUACCAGAUUCUUGAUGGCAUCCAUUACCUCCAUGCAAACUGGGUGCUCCACAGGGACCUGAAACCAGCAAAUAUCCUAGUAAUGGGAGAAGGUCCUGAAAGGGGGAGAGUCAAAAUAGCUGACAUGGGUUUUGCCAGAUUGUUCAAUUCUCCUUUAAAGCCACUCGCAGAUUUGGAUCCAGUAGUCGUGACAUUUUGGUAUCGGGCUCCAGAACUCUUACUCGGUGCCAGGCAUUACACAAAGGCCAUCGACAUCUGGGCUAUCGGCUGCAUCUUUGCUGAGCUCCUGACUUCAGAACCCAUUUUUCACUGUCGUCAGGAGGACAUAAAAACAAGCAAUCCUUUUCAUCAUGAUCAGCUAGAUCGAAUAUUUAGUGUCAUGGGGUUUCCUGCAGAUAAAGACUGGGAAGAUAUUAGAAAAAUGCCAGAGUACCCAACACUUCAGAAGGACUUCCGAAGAACAACGUAUGCCAACAGCAGCCUCAUCAAGUACAUGGAGAAACACAAGGUCAAGCCCGACAGCAAAGUGUUCCUCCUGCUUCAGAAACUCCUCACCAUGGAUCCAACCAAGAGAAUCACCUCAGAGCAGGCUCUGCAGGACCCUUACUUCCAGGAAGACCCCCUGCCAACGUUAGAUGUGUUUGCUGGCUGCCAGAUUCCAUACCCCAAAAGAGAAUUCCUUAAUGAAGAUGAACCAGAAGAGAAAGGUGACAAGAACCAGCCGCAGCAGCAGAACCCACAUCAGCAGCCUGCAGCACCCCCACAGCAGGCAGCAGCCCCCCCACAGGCUCCUCCACCACAGCAGAGCAGUGCCCAAACCAAUGGAACUGCAGGGGGAGCCACUGCCGGGGCUGGGGGCACUGGAGCGGGGCUGCAGCACAGCCAGGACUCUGGACUGAAUCAGGUGCCUCCAAACAAGAAGCCCCGGAUCGGGCCUUCGGGUGCAAACUCAGGCGGGCCCGUUAUGCCAUCGGAUUAUCAGCACUCCAGUUCUCGCCUGAAUUACCAAAGCAGCGUUCAGGGGUCCUCACAGUCCCAGAGUACGCUAGGCUACUCUUCCUCUCAGCAGAGUGCCCAGUACCACCCAUCUCACCAGGCCCACCGGUACUGACCCACUCCCUCUGCUUGGCCUCAGAGAGCAGAGUGCCCAGUACCACCCAUCUCACCAGGCCCACCGGUACUGACCCACUCGCUCCGCUUGGCCUCGGAGAGCAGAGCACGGAGCACAGACUCCAGCAGGGUGGUAUUUACAAAGAACCCCAGAAGGAAGACUGACAUCAUGCAAAGCGCAGACGCCUAAGAGGAAGCCUUUGCAUGCUAAGUGUUUUGAAGGACUAAUAGCUCUUCUUCGUUGGCUUGAAGAAGAUUCUUGUGAAGUGUCCCCAGCCCUCUUCCCCGCAUGAAUUCCUCUGUGACUUUCCUGAUGAAGCAUCUGAUCUACCCCAGCACUUCUGCAUCCUUCAGCAGUCUCUGAAGGAGUUUCUGGUGCACCUUUCUCACGCUGUAGCAAUCAUUAUAAUUUAUCUUUUCUUAGGAUUUCAAUGUUCUAGGAACAGGGUUCCAGUGGUGUAGAGUUUUAUACUUCAUGAACCGAUUUAGCAACACCAGUCAAAUGCACCUUUAAAGCACUAUUCACAGACUAACUGCUUUGCUCUUGGAAGUCUUAAAAAGAAACUGUUACUGUCCCAAAGUACUUUACUACUAUGUUUUUAUUUAUCUCUUUCAGGGAAGGUCUAGUGAAAGACAAGUGUGGGGCAGAGGUGCCCACAGCCAAACACAGCUUAGAUCAUUGCAGCUUAUGCUAUGAAGAACUGAAGUACUUGGUGGUUUUUAUAUAAUCAUUCAUGGGGAACUCAGUUCCCAGAAUCAUCAUAUUCUGAAUUUUAUAACUAAAAUUAUAAUUUUAACUUCAUGUAGAGGUUUCAAGAGCUUUGAUGAAGUUCAGCCCUUUGGGGCUCACCUGGGAAGUCUGCAGAGCCUGUUUGCUGCACUCGGACCUCGCGAGGAGCCGUGCUUAUCAGAGCACGCUUCUUCCACGGGAAGGAGAAGCUUUUGCCAUAUUGUCAGGGGCUUCUCUCGAGGGGCUGCUGGCUCUUCAGUCUCUUCACAUCUGCUCAGCAUGAGGAACUUUCUUCCGUAAUCAAGGAUACUCAAAUAGAAGUCUGUUAAUUCAUCUGCAGUGUUUUCCAUUUGUAUGUACAUUAAGCAUAAAGUGACUAUUUUUAAAGCAUGUUAAACUUUUAGGUUUCAUUCAUGUUUGAAGUAUGUAUUAUGUAUGCAUAACUUUGCUGUUACUGAGACGUAACGCCGUCAAGAAUCUUUUUUUAUUGCACUGAAUGCUUUCUUUUGCCCCUAGGAAAAAACUUAAUAAUUGUGCCUAAGAACUAUGGGCAGAUAGUGUAAAGUAGAUGGUAAAUAUUUGCAUUUCCAUGAUCUACGAAUUAGAGGGGAGUUCCUUUUUAGCUACUUUUGAGGAGCCCCCACCUCCAGAAUCAAGAGGAAAUGUAAAGGCUUCGAGCUCCCAUUGGAGUGCGGGGGCAGGACAUCUGUGUUCUGCUGCUCCUAGCAGCACCAGCCUUGUUUUCAAUGUUUCUUGAGCUAGAAAAAUAGCCAAUUGUAUAUGCAAACUAUAUGCAUUUUUAAAAAAAACUAUUCUUGUGAACCUAUCUACCUGGUUAGGAUACUCUGGGGUCCAUAUACAAGUAAAAUAAGAUUUUUUAGAAGCCAGUAUACAUUUUGCACUAUUGAUGUGAUACUGUAGCCAGCCAGGACCAUACUGAUUUCAGCAUAAUGAUGCUUAUAAAUAGUAAUAAAGGCUGUAUAGUGACAUGUGUACCAGGACCGAAAAUGAAGUCAUUGACACGUGACAUGCUUCAUUAGGAGGAAUUUCUGACUCUCUCCUUAGAUUUUUUUUAUCCUGUAUAUUUUUUUAAAAUAAGAUUCAGCCUCGUGCAUAAUGUAGCUAUCCAUAUAAAGUUCUGUCCUGUGCCCUGGAGCCUCUUCGUCUAGGACCAUUGCUCCCUAUCACAGGCUCAGUGCUCCGCUGGGCAGAAAAACAAAGAACAGGAGACGUUUCCUUGUUAUAGCCAAUCCAGUGAUAAUAAACUCCUGUGGGAUGUCUGUGCCAUGUGGUUGACUUAUAAAUGUCACAUGAUAUGAAGGUCCUUUUGUUUACUUCUGAACCCUCUUGGAUAAGUAUGCUUCUGUAUUUUAUGGUAAGCAGUGUUAUGGGGAAGCAGGUCUGUGUCUGACCAUGGAGGAGAAAGCCAGUGAUUAGCUGUCACAAAAGGCAUCUAUGCAUAUUUGAAAUGUUCACAGCAGCCUUCAGCAGUUGGGUGGCCCUUGUGGACAGAGCAUAUUCUACUAAGUGGUGGUAGAGAAUUACAAUGAAAACAGAAGCUCUGCUCUUGCCCUUGAAUGAGCUCAAUUUAAUAAAAGAUAUUAGCCCCUAGUCUAAUACACACACACCACACACACACACACACACACACACACACACACACACACACACAACAGUUCUUUGUAUACAAACUGGAUACACAGUUUUGGCAGAUGCACUUACGCAUUCACAGGACUCAGACGGCACUUUGUCAUUUGCUUCCCGUGUAGUGUCUUCCAGGACAUAUAGCCAGAAAACCCCACCAUCUGCAAGCCAGGCUCCACAUCGCCGCACUGACUCUGGCCCUCUGCUUUUCAGUUCCUCAGGGUUGGUGAUGCAUACACACCUGGGCCCACUGCUCUCAGAAAUAAUUUCUCUUCAUUAUUCCCUUCCUCUGUGAAGGAAGCAAAGCCUUUUGUAUACAUUAAGGCCAUAGUCCAUGGGGUGGGACCUCAAAUGACCUGUGAAGCUUCUUAUGGGUGGAACUCAUCUUUGUGAGCCUCAAGCAAUGGUAUUUCUCUUUGAACAUUCAUUAGAUACUGUUUUGUUCUCUAGGGACACAGGGAGACAUCCUCUGAGUUAGGGGAGCCUCCGAGUCUAGGGAGGGUUGAAGGAUUGAGUUGAAAGGAUUCUGUUGUACCUGUUAAGUCACUUAGAGGUAGCUUUGUAGCAAGGGGUUUGGGGAAAGGAUUCUUGUAGCAAGGAGUUUGGGGAAAGGAUUCCCGCACCUAGGAGCAGAGUAGCUAAAAGUACCACGGCGUGAGUUGGUAAUUUGAGGCUAAAACAAUCCUUUUGAUGAAGUAAACCAUGAAGUGAGAUGCAGAGAUCAAGAGACAAGUCUGUUUUUAUUCUGUGCUUUUGAAAUUUAGGACUUGGAGCUCUGACAUUAUGCAUUAUGCACUCUGUAACGUAGCUCCAUUAUGGGAAGGUAUAGCCUCAUGCUCACACACACGCUCCCUGCCUGAUGCCUGGUUGGUCUCUUGCCCCUAAGAGGAUGCUCUGCUCUGCUGAAAGGGAAGAGAGAGAGGAGGACUUGCAGCUUGCUUUGCUUCUGAGUUAAGAUGUAGCAGCAGCUAUGCACUGCUUCCUAGGUGGCCAAGAGAGACACCGAAUGGCCGGUGGGCUUAUUGGAGGCUCCGAGGAGUCGAGGACAAGUAAUCAUUUUAUACAGAGUGUAGCAGUUUAGGUCCCCAUAAUCAUCAAGAGUAGUCAUAACCAUCCUAGCCCCAAAGGCCAGUGUUUGAGGGAUUUAAGAAGUGUAUGAUACCUAGGGGUAUUUACCCUUCAGGCUGUUUUCUGUAGGGAGUGAUGACAAUGUGUUACAUGGGGAAUACCUGAUGCACUCUUACCACCUAAGUAGUGAGUAAAUUAAUACUUUUUUUUUUUUUAAAAAAAAAGCUUUGUCUGGGUAGACACUAAAAGCAUUACGCAAAGCCAGGACUGAGAUGUCCUUUUUAAUAACAACUGAAAGUACUUUUUAUAUAUGCUAUACAGUAUGUCCUUUCUAAACUAGUUUGUAUUCCUGAUAAUUCCUAUUUGUGACGUGUACCUGUCUAUCUUUUUGGUCAUUUUCUGCACGCGCCCCCUCAGUAUGAUUAGAUAUUGCCAUGGCUCUCCUUGCUCUGCUGUGAUGUGUGUACGCCAAGCCUGCUGCCCUCUCUGGGGAUGCAGGGUGUGUGGCCUCGGCCUCUUCAGAACUGGGUGCUUCUGCACUGGAGUUAUCCAGCCACCCUUCUCAAAGUGACUCUUCCAGCUUCGAUAAGUUACAUCACAUUUAUUUUAUAUUCUUGAUUGAAAUAAAAUUUAAUCGACUUUG
Messenger RNA from Mastomys coucha (southern multimammate mouse), 5920 nucleotides. It is a transcript of the gene Cdk19, whose product is annotated as cyclin dependent kinase 19. The transcript is spliced from 13 exons. The coding region runs from base 331 to 1836 and encodes 501 amino acids. Lineage: Eukaryota; Metazoa; Chordata; Mammalia; Rodentia; Muridae. Gene Ontology annotation, molecular function: cyclin-dependent protein serine/threonine kinase activity; RNA polymerase II CTD heptapeptide repeat kinase activity; ATP binding. The record is from RefSeq and is a predicted model, not a curated record. Gene Ontology annotation, biological process: protein phosphorylation. Gene Ontology annotation, cellular component: mediator complex; nucleus; cytosol.